AGCCCAUGCAGAGGGUUGUUGGUUCCAGACCCGGAGCUGUGUGUGUGUGGCGUGUUUCCUCUCCGGCAGCACAGGCACUCCGAGGCUGUGUGUAGGAGAGUUUCUGAGAGAACACACAGGAGGGAAAGCGGAUCAGAACCGGGUUUGUUUUGUUCAAUCCCUCAGAGUCCCACAGGAAGGAGCAGCGGGGGGAGCUUGGUGUUUGUUGGAAUUGACACCAGCAAGUGGUGUGAAAGUGUGUGUGUGCGCGGAUGUGAGAGACUGAAUAAUCAUGACAGAACCUCCUGUGAAGUGGGCCUGUGAGUACUGCACUUACCAGAACUGGCCCUCAGCUAUAAAGUGCACGAUGUGUCGAGCUCAGUGUCCGAGCGCCGCCAUCAUCGACGAGGAGCUGAACGUGUUUAAGAGUAACUCCGUGCACGGAGACGACUCGGGAACCAGCAGUCUGAUCAUCUGCCCCGAUUCCAGCGCCAGGCCUCGGGUGCGCCCGCUCCAUCCCUCUGAGCCUGGCAGCCACGUGUCUGUGUCGCACCCUAACGUGGAAUAUAAUGAUAAAAACUGUUUGCACGCUCCGAGAUGGAGCUGCGUCAUGUGUACAUACGAGAACUGGGCGGAGACACGGAACUGCGCUGUGUGUGAGCAUCCACGGCCUAAUGAUGCCGUCGUUAACGAGCAGGGAGGAUGGAGGACGAGGAUGUCCCUGCCCAUCUCCUCCGACCAGGAUGCAGACGUCCACAUUCGGGACAUCGAGGUGGGAGCUCACGGCUGUGAUGAGGACGUUAAAAAGAUCAAACAGAUCAAAAACCGAAUGAGGAAGCGCGACUGGAGGUUUCUUAAUGCCUGUGUGGGAGUAGUGGAGGGUGACCUGGCUGCAGUGGAGGUGUAUAAAUCAUCAGGUGGAGACAUCGCUCGGCAGCUGACGUCAGAUGAAGCGCGGUUAUUGAACCGUCCCUCAGCUUUCGACGCCGGUUUCACGCUCGUCCACCUCGCUAUCCGUUUCCAGAGGCAGGACAUGCUCACGAUCCUCCUCACAGAGGUAUCCCAGCAGGCAGUGAAGUGUAUCCCAGCGAUGGUGUGUCCCGACCUGACGGAGCAGAUCCGGAGAGAGAUCGCCGCUUCGGUCCGCCAGCGGAAAGGAGACUUCGCCUGUUACUUCCUCACCGACCUCAUCACCUUCACUCUACCAGCAGAUAUUGAAGAUUUGCCUUCUGCAGCUCAGGAGAAGCUUUUUGAUGAAUUGCUUGACCGUGAUGUACAGAAAGAGCUGGAGGAGGACGAUGCGGUGAUUAACUGGUCUCUGGAGCUGGGUUCUCGAGUGGACAGUCGUCUGUACGCUCUGUGGAACCGAACAGCUGGAGACUGCCUGCUCGACUCGGUGCUGCAGGCCACGUGGGGCAUCUACGAUAAGGACGGGGUCCUCCGCAACACGCUGCACGACAGCCUGCACCACUGCUCACACUGGUUCUACACUCGGUGGAAAGAGUGGGAGUCGUGGUACUCACAGAGUUUUGGGCUCCAUUUCUCCCUCAGAGAGAAGCAGUGGCAGGAGGACUGGGCUUUCAUCCUGUCCCUCGCCAGCCAGCCCGGUGCGAGUUUGGAACAGACCCAUGUAUUUGUUCUUGCACACAUCCUGCGUCGGCCGAUUAUAGUUUACGGAGUGAAGUAUUACAAGAGUUUCCGUGGUGAGACUUUGGGCUUCACCCGCUUUCAAGGUGUUUACCUGCCGUUGCUAUGGGAACGGAGCUUUUGCUGGAAAAGCCCCAUCGCCCUCGGUUACACGAGGGGUCACUUUUCAGCGCUGGUCGCCAUGGAGACCGACGGCUACGAUAAUCGUGGCGCAGGCGCCAACCUCAAGACGGACGACGACGUCACGGUGACGUUCCUCCCGCUAGUCGACAGCGAGAGGAAGCUGCUGCACAUCCACUUCCUGUCAGCACAAGAGAUGGGGAACGAGGAGCAGCAGGAGAAACUGCUGCGCGACUGGAUGGACUGCUGCGUGACGGACGCAGGGACGCUCGCCGCCAUGCAGAAGAGCUGCCGAAGGAGGAACCAUCCUCUCGUCACUCAGAUGGUGGAAAAAUGGCUGGACGGGUACCGCCCGUGCCCCGCCCUUUCAGAUGGAGAGGAAGAGGAGGAUGAGGAUGAUGAGUGACGACAAGGACAAAGGAUGAAGAUCAGAGAGACAAAAACAAUCCCCACAAGUACACACGUUAUUCCAUGUUACAUAGCAAGGGCCCUUUAUCAUAUUUUUCUCUCAGUCACGCACAAAGAAAAGGCCUUUUUUUUUUUUUUAAACACCCCAUUUCCUGUAAUGCAAUGUAAAAACCGCAGUCCAUCUCUAUCCCAAACCAGUCUUUUUUUUUCUCCUGUGUGUGUGUGUGUGUGUGUGUGUGUGUGUGUGAAUAAUAUAUAAACAUGUACGAGUGCAGUUGUAAUGCAUGCGGUUCUUUCAGAGGUGUGUAACAUGAACACUAAUGAAUCCCAGCAUCAUUAAAGUGGAAAUAGUUUCUGUAGGUUAUGUAGCACACUUUUUUUUUUUUUUUUUUUUUUAUAAAAUAAUUCCCGAAAGUACAUUUAUUUUAUAGAAUUAACGUACACUACCGUUCAAAAGUUUGGGGUCACUUUGAAAUGUCCUUAUUUUUGAAAGAAAAGCACUGUUCUUUUCAAUGAAGAUCACUUUAAACUAAUCAGAAAUCCACUCUAUACAUUGCUAAUGUGGUAAAUGACUAUU
Molecule: messenger RNA, 2731 nt
Organism: Neoarius graeffei (lesser salmon catfish)
Lineage: Eukaryota; Metazoa; Chordata; Actinopteri; Siluriformes; Ariidae
Gene: zranb1a
Product: zinc finger, RAN-binding domain containing 1a
Exons: 10
Coding region: 272-2152 (626 amino acids)
Biological process (GO): cytoskeleton organization; cell migration; positive regulation of Wnt signaling pathway
Cellular component (GO): nucleus; cytoplasm
Molecular function (GO): cysteine-type deubiquitinase activity; K63-linked polyubiquitin modification-dependent protein binding
Source: RefSeq, a predicted model, not a curated record